This is a messenger RNA of Salvelinus namaycush (lake trout), 1263 nucleotides long. RefSeq names its product chemokine (C-C motif) receptor 10 (gene ccr10). Gene Ontology annotation, biological process: immune response; G protein-coupled receptor signaling pathway. Lineage: Eukaryota; Metazoa; Chordata; Actinopteri; Salmoniformes; Salmonidae. The record is from RefSeq and is a predicted model, not a curated record. Bases 1 to 1263 code for a protein of 420 amino acids. Gene Ontology annotation, molecular function: G protein-coupled receptor activity. The transcript has a single exon. Gene Ontology annotation, cellular component: membrane.
AUGGAUUACGAUCACAGCCUGGUGACAGGGGACUACUUUGACUACAACGAGACUUCCACCAGAGGCUACAAGCUCAUUGAGCGCUGCGAAGCCAGCGAGCAACAGCUGACCAUCAAGGUCUUCCAGACCUGUGUCUUCCUCCUGGUUUUUCUCCUGGGCCUACUCGGCAACUCCCUGGUCAUCGCCACCUUUGUUCUCUACCGCCGCAUGCGUCUCCGCUCCAUGACUGACAUCUUCCUCUUCCAGCUGGCCAUUGCCGACCUCCUCCUACUCCUUACCCUGCCCAUCCAGGCUGGGGACACCCUCCUGGGCCACUGGGCCUUCGGCGAUGCCCUGUGCAAGGCAACGCAUGCUAGCUACGCUGUCAACACCUACAGCGGGCUGCUGCUGUUAGCCUGCAUUAGCGUAGACCGCUACAUGGUGGUGGCUCGAACCCAGGAGGUGCUGAGGCUACGUAGCCGCAUGCUAACAGGUGGCAAGGUGGCCUCGCUGGGCGUGUGGCUAACCGCCCUGCUCCUUAGCCUGCCCGAGAUCCUCUUCUCCGGGGUGGAAAGAGAACAGGAGGGGGAGGCGCACUGCGGCAUGAACGUGUGGGUGGAGGAGAGCUGGCGGGUCAAGACGGCCACCCGCUGCGCCCAGAUUGCCGGCUUCUGCCUGCCCUUCCUUGUCAUGGUAGCCUGCUACUCGCUGAUUGGCCGAGUGCUGUGUGAAGGGCGGGGACGGGGGGGCUGGCGGCGCCAGCGGACCCUGAGGCUGAUGGUGGUGCUGGUGGCCGUCUUCCUGCUCUUCCAGCUGCCCUACACCGUGGUGCUCUCCCUCAAGGUGGCAGGGCCAGGGGCUGCCAGUCAGACCUGCGAUCAGUGGGCUGCCACACUGCUGAGGGAGUACGUGACUUGCACCCUGGCAUAUACACGCUGCUGUCUCAACCCCCUCCUCUAUGCCCUGGUGGGUGUCCGCUUCAGGAGCGACGUUCUGAAGCUGCUCCACGGCGUUAGCUGCCUGUGCUGGGCCGUGUCUGGGCCUCAUCUGGAGAGCUGUACCUCGGGGUCACCCUCCUCCCUGGGCUUAACCACCCUCUCCCCCCUGCCGCCCACCUCACCUCUGCUCCUACCCCCCGACACCCUGCCACACAGCGUCAAAUAUCAGCCUCCAACUGCAAGCCACCCCUUUGGUCCGACCAAGGUGUUUCUCUUCCCUAGUAGGCCUACCCUGCCCUCAAAUGGCCUGCUUCAGUCCACUGUCUCCAAAACCAAACCGGUCUAA